AAGCUGGUAGCCCAAUGACGGCAUUCUUCCGAUUGAUUCUACAGUGUUUUCCCUUUUAUCAUCAAUUAUAAUUAUUAAUUUGGCGCGAGAUGUCGAUUGGGUGGAAUUUCCACCCCCCUUCUCAUUCACCUACUCUCUGGAAUUUCAAUUUCUCCUUUCAACACUGCUUCAAUCCCUCGCUCGCUGUUGCUGCAAGUCUUUUGAUUUUCUGAAGCUGUGGUAAUGGGAGGGUUGUGUUCAAAGCCGGCUGAGCGGCGCAAAGGUUAUACGUCUCUGUAUGCAAAUGGGGAUGCUGAUUAUUCUAAGUCUAAUCAACCACUGGUAAAAGAGACCGUAGCUAAACGAAUGGAAGAAACACCGCCAGAGAAAAACCGGAAGUCUGGUGCCUCUGCUACGGACGAUUUCUAUGACGGGAUUCCAAGGUUUACGAGGGGUAUGUCGCAGAAAUCUCGAUCGGUUAGGUCUACGCAGGCAGCAGUGGCCAAGGUCUCAGAAGUGAGUUCACGUUUGGGUAGAGCUGGUACUGUAGGAUUGGGAAAAGCAGUUGAUGUCUUGGAUACUUUAGGGAGUAGUAUGACAAAUUUAAAUGUUGGUAGCGGUUUUGCUUCUGCGGUAACAACUAAAGGCAACGAACUAUCAAUAUUAUCAUUUGAGGUGGCAAACACAAUUGUAAAAGGUUCCAGUCUCAUGCAAUCCCUUUCAAAAAGAAGCAUCAGACAUUUAAAAGAAGUGGUGCUUCCUUCAGAUGGUGUGCAAAAUCUAAUAUCAAAUGACAUUGAUGAACUUUUAAGGAUUGUUGCUGCUGACAAGAGGGAAGAAUUGAAAAUCUUUUCAGGAGAAGUUGUUCGCUUUGGAAAUCGUUCAAAAGAUCCUCAAUGGCACAAUUUGGAUCGUUAUUUUGAAAAAAUUGGUAGAGAACUUAACCCUCAGAAAGAUUUGAAGGAAGAAGCAGAAUUAGUGAUAGAGCAAUUGAUGGUUUCAGUGCAGUAUACAGCAGAACUGUACCAGGAAUUACUGAUUUUGGAUAGAUUUGAGCAAGAUUAUCAGCGCAAGCGCCACGAGGAGGAUAAUUCAGCUGCCAAUCAAAAAGGUGACAACAGCCUUGCCAUCUUGAGGGCAGAACUGAAGAGCCAAAAAAAGCAAGUAAAAAAUAUAAAGAAAAAGUCACUUUGGUCCAGAAGUUUGGAAGAGGUCAUGGAGAAUCUUGUUGACAUUGUUCAUUAUUUAAUCCUAGAAAUACACAAUGCCUUUGGAAGUACUGACCAUCAAAUACCAGAUGAAGGCUGCGUGAGCAAUCAUCAAAGAUUGGGACCUGCUGGGCUUGCUUUGCAUUAUGCAAAUAUUGUUAUGCAAAUUGAUACUCUUGUAGUCCGAUCCGGUUCCAUGCCUCCAAAUACCAGGGAUGCAUUGUAUCAGAACUUGCCCCCUAGUAUAAAAGCAUCUCUGCGCUCAAAAGUGCAAUCUUUUCAUGUCAAAGAAGAGCUCACUGUUACAGAAAUCAAAGCUGAGAUGGAGAAGACUUUGCAGUGGCUUGUUCCAAUUGCCACUAACACAGCCAAAGCCCAUCAUGGUUUUGGCUGGGUUGGAGAGUGGGCAAAUACAGGUUCUGAAGCAAACCGGAAGCCUGCAGCUAGCACAUCUGAAGUGAUUCGGAUUGAAACACUCCAUCAUGCUGAUAAAGAGAAAACAGAGGCCUAUAUUCUUGAACAAUUGUUGUGGCUCCAGCAUUUGUUCAACCGAUCCAAGUCUGCUGUCCUUGUUGGUGGCAUAUUGAGGUCCUCGACCAAAUCUCCAAUUUCUACAGCUGUCCAAAAGGCAAAUCAUCUGUCAAAACAUGAGCCUUCCAAUGCCUCCUUACUAACAACGGAAGAACAGAAGCUGUUGGAGGAUUUAAGUAAGAAAAGACAAACUCAGCGAAUUAGUAAGAGUGAGGAUUUUGACUCUGAGGAGACCAGGUUGAGAAAACAUGAUAGGCUCAGCAAAAGUUGCAGUCAUACCACCACCAAAGAAAACAAAGCAAAGGUAUCUGUUAAAAGGCUUCCUUCCGGGGUUUCCAUCAUUGGUUUCGGUAUAUACAAAGAGAAAGCACUGGAUGUAAUUGACAGAGUUGAAACCGUCAGAUAAUUCAAAGAAUAGUACACAUCAUCUUCAGCUGGCUAGACUGAUGGUGAUACGCAUUCGCAUGCACUACAGUCCUAGGUCUUCUGAAAGACUGAAAUACGUAUACUGUAUGAAAUGUAAAUAACAUAAUAGAAGUAUUGCUAUUGCUAGUAUUUCUAUCCUGCAGGCUUUCAUGAGAUACAUGCACUGAGGAUCUGAGAGACGAGAAAGCAGUAUGAGGCAUGGUGUCUGUUUGCUGGUUCUUGCAACUGGCUAGGAACAAGGCAGCUAAGAGAUUAACUGCUCUGUCUAGCUAGAGUGGGAUUAAUUUAUUUUUUUGUGUGAAACUUGCAGAGGUAUAAUUAUUGUAUGUGUUUUUUUCUUCUAGAUUUUCCUUCCUUUCAACCAUGCUUCUUGGCCUCGUUUCUUCAGGAUAUACAUUUUUUUGGGAAAAUAUUUUAUUGAGUGUCAUAAUAAGAAAGUUUUGUUCAG
Molecule: messenger RNA, 2592 nt
Organism: Rubroshorea leprosula
Lineage: Eukaryota; Viridiplantae; Streptophyta; Magnoliopsida; Malvales; Dipterocarpaceae
Source: the annotation of a GenBank genome assembly